AUGAUGGUGAUGAUGAUGGUGAUGAUGAUAAUGUGUUCUCGUGUUGCAGUUAAGCGUCCAAGUCCUUCCUUCCUUCCUUCCUCCUCUCUUCGGUCAACAAAACCUCCCCGACAGACAGACUGCAAGCGCCGCGUACUACUUCGUCCUCUCUGCCCGCCGCCAAAUAUAUUUUACCCAAAGACAGUCGCUGCAUUUUCCCUUUUUCCCUCAGGCGCACAAAAAAUCUAUAUCCCCCUUCCAAUACUAUUAAGUUAUCUGGUAGGCAGACAGCGGCGCGCGGGCCCUUUACGAGCGGGGCCACCUGAACGAGCAAGGCAGCGGCGAGUGGUGGCUCGGAGGCUGCCGUCCCCCGCGCGGUGCCGUCCAGCGCGUGCGUCCCGUCCAGACCGCCGCCCGCUGCCUGGCGCACAACGCAGCCUGGAAGUAGCAGAACCACCGGCGAGGCAAACUUCCCUUCACCUGAACGUGCCGUUAAUUAGGGAUUUUUCUCUUUCGCUAUAUCGGAAAGGAAAAAACUGUAGAGAGGUAGUUUUUAGGGGGCAGAAAGUGUCAUGUUUCUGCUGAAUUUCGACCGUGCAAGGGUUUCGAUCACGAGUUAGCGAACAGGUCCCCUCGGGGUACGACACGUUCUCCCACCACGUGCUGGCGGGGUGAGGGGACGAACGGAGGCCGCCUGGAGGCUCAGUGUGGCUCUUGACUACUGAGUGAGGGGAGGGAGUGCGCGCGGCAGCCGUGAAGCAUCAGUGUGACGAAUGACGAAGUGUUUCAAAGCUCAUUAGAUCUUUAUCACGAACACAAACACACACACACACACACACACACACACACACACACACACACACACACACGUGCGGGUGCCUCCCUCUGGUGCCACAGGAUGACGUGAACACAGCCCGUGGUCAUGGAGACAAUGGUCGUCAGAAGGUCGUGUCGGCGCUGCUAACGCGCCAUGGGCGUCCUCCUGCCGCUGCCGCCACCCACACACGCGCCCUGCACCGCGCCCCGGACACUGCUCCGCCCGGUGGCCGCGGCGUCGGUGCCGCCUUCAGGAGGUGCGCGGCGCGGCCUGGCCCAUCUUGGACCUCUGCAGGGUCCCAGCGGCAAGGACCCGCCGGUGUGCCAUGGCUCUGAACCGCCCCGCAUGACACCCGACGCCCGCCCUGCCCGGCGUCAGGACCCCCGCCAGCCUGAAGGGGCCGUCUUGCCCCUGGACGGCCCCCCCUCCAGGCACGCGGCUGACGGGCGGCCGGGCAGCCUGACCCCCGCCGCUCACCUGCACAUGUCGGCCGGGCCGCGGUCACGUGACGUGACCACGAGUCCGGAAGGCGGUGUCCCCCCUGUGUCCCCCGUUACCCAUGGUGCUGUUCGUGUUUCCCUGCCCCCCCUGCCCCUGACACCCCCGGGACCCGCCGCCCCGACCUGUGCUUCGAGGACUCUCCAGCAACACCUGAACACAAGUCCCGGGACCACGGACAAGACCGGAAGCGCCAUGAACUCGGCCCGCCCUUGGCUGUGGAGGAGCCCCGAGGAUGUCAAGGACUUGCCUGGGCCUGUGACAUCCCGCGAGGCAGCUCAGUCCAUCUCCGACACGCCUCCAGGAGCCGCGGCCACCCCCGCCCCCAGCCAGGCGAUGGGUGCCACGGCCCCGCGAAGGAACCCCCAGCCCUCAGGCCCCCUGAAGCCCCUGCGGCUGCACCUGGUCCUCGUGGUGCUGCUGCUCACGUUCUCCAUGGCAGAAGGUGAGUGCCAACACUUUGUCUGUCCGUCCUUAUGGUGUCGGUGACGUGUGUCUUGGGGCUGUCAGUGACGUGUGUCUGUGUGUGUGUCAGCGUCGCCGCCAGGCAAUGCCUCGCGCCGAUUUAUACUCGUCCUUUAUCUGUUCACGAUGGACGAGGCUGCGGCGGAAGGAGACGCGGUGCUGCCGGCGCUGUGAGGCUGUGCGGA
Eriocheir sinensis (Chinese mitten crab) is the source of this 1944-nucleotide messenger RNA. RefSeq names its product nascent polypeptide-associated complex subunit alpha, muscle-specific form-like. The record is from RefSeq and is a predicted model, not a curated record. Bases 950 to 1783 code for a protein of 277 amino acids. The transcript has 2 exons. NCBI's taxonomy places the organism in Eukaryota, Metazoa, Arthropoda, Malacostraca, Decapoda, Varunidae.